Eimeria mitis is the source of this 1425-nucleotide messenger RNA. RefSeq names its product superoxide dismutase, putative. The record is from RefSeq and is a predicted model, not a curated record. Lineage: Eukaryota; Apicomplexa; Conoidasida; Eucoccidiorida; Eimeriidae. Gene Ontology annotation, biological process: superoxide metabolic process. The coding region runs from base 1 to 1425 and encodes 474 amino acids. Gene Ontology annotation, molecular function: superoxide dismutase activity; metal ion binding. The transcript has 11 exons.
AUGGGGGCGGGAGCAGACGUUCCCCUGCCAGACAUAGAGCGGCUGCUGCAGCAGCAGCAGCAGCAGCAGCAGCAGCAGCAGCAGCAGCAGCAGAAGCAGGACGGACUUGAGCUGGCGGAGCAGCUGCUGGAUGCUUACGAAGUGGCGGCGACGCUCAUCAAUGCCACCCCGGCAUUCGCAGAGACAGAGACAACAGAACCACACCUAGGAGACAAAAGGAGGGGCAACCGCCAAAGAGACAAACAGCAGCAGCUGCUGCAGCAACAGCAGCAGAAGCAGCAGCAGCAAAGAAAGCUGCUGCGUCUAGAUAAACCACCGGCGGCCGUCGAGAGAGAGAGAGAAGGGCCCCCGGUUUUGAAAAUGUGUCUGUUGCUGUUGCUGCUGCUGCUGCUGCUGCUGCUGCAGCAGCAGCAACCGCAGCAGCAGCAGCAGCAGCAGCAGCAGCGCAACAACUAUCAGCGCCGCAGCUGUCGAUACACUGCAGCAUUCCUCCAGCUGCUUCCCUCUGAUCUUAAAAAAAAGAAAAACAAAGAGGCGGCCUGCUGCAGCAGCAGCUGCAGCAGCAGCAGCAGCAGCAGCAGCAGCAGCAGCAAGCACGGGAGCAACACGCAGCCCGAGAGAGAGAAACUCCGCAGCUGCAGCAGGAGCAGCAGCAGCAGCAGCAGCAGCGGUAGCUGCAGCAGCAGCAGCAUCAGCAGCAGCAGCACCUUUGCUGCUGCAGGGAGAUCCCCGUUGCUGCUUUCUCGGAGCUGCCCUUCUGCAGCAGCAGCAACAGCAGCAACAGCAGCAGCAGCAACAGCAGCAGCAGCAGCGACAGCAGCAGCAGAAGCAGAGCAUGCAUCUCUCUUGCUGCUUGCUGCAGCAGCAGGAUUAACAAAAGAAGAAACAGCAGCACUUGUGAAUCUGAGAGCAGCAAAACCCUUCUCUCUCCCUCCUCCUCCGCUGCUGCCCCCGCAGCAGCAGCAGCAGCAGCAGCAGCAACAGCAGCAGCAGCAGCAGCAGCAGCUGUUGCGCGCAUUUGCAGAGAAGGAUCGGCGACUUCAGGGCGUUACUCUUGACGAGAAGGAUCGGCGACUUCAGGGCGUUACUCUUGACGAAGCAAUUCGGGUUGAGGGUCUUCCUGCUGCAGCAGCAAACGCAUGCGGCCAGCACUACAACCACUCUUUUUUUUUUGAGGGUCACUUCGGCAGCGGGUGGGUUUGGUUGUGUUUUGACGGCAGCAAGGGGCUUAUAGUGGAAACCCACGACGCAGCAACAGUCUCUGCUGCUCUCUCUCCUCUUCUUGUUCUUGACGUGUGGGAGCACGCCUACUAUUUGGAUUAUAAAAAUUCCCGCGCGGCUUACCUAGACAGUUUCUGGGGGGCUAUGAAUUGGGAUGUGGUGGAGCGGCGGCUAGAAGUAGCAGAAAGAGCCAGAGGCCUCUGA